Drosophila willistoni is the source of this 2677-nucleotide messenger RNA. RefSeq names its product SH3 domain-binding protein 5 homolog (gene pcs). Gene Ontology annotation, cellular component: cytoplasm. The transcript has 4 exons. Gene Ontology annotation, molecular function: protein kinase inhibitor activity. NCBI's taxonomy places the organism in Eukaryota, Metazoa, Arthropoda, Insecta, Diptera, Drosophilidae. The record is from RefSeq and is a predicted model, not a curated record. Gene Ontology annotation, biological process: intracellular signal transduction; negative regulation of protein tyrosine kinase activity. Bases 498 to 2015 code for a protein of 505 amino acids.
UGUUUUUGUUUUGUUCGGAAAAUUUCGCUCGGACGCGUCGUUGGCGUAGUGCAUGUUCGUGUCUCGUAAUUUAGGAUAAUUUUAGGGAGAGAAAGAAAUUAAAAGAAAUGCAUAAUUAAAUUAAGGUUCGGUGUUAAAUAAUUAAUUGAAUAUAUAAAUAUUAAAUUAGAGACAAUAGUUAACGCGUAGUCAUACUCUCUUUCUUCCCCUCUUCUCUUAGUCACUACGGCAUAGUAAAACACGCAGUAAAAGAAGAGAGAAAAAAUGCUCGAAAUUGUUUAAAACAAUCAAAUUUUGCAAAGUGAAAUUUACAUAAUAAUAUUAAACAGUUUUGGUGCAAUCGAAUACACAUGCAUAUACGUAUGCAAAUGGCUUUCAAUUGAAAAGCAACAGCAACAAUAAAUUACACCCAACAAAAGUGAAAAUCUAAUUGAGUCGCGGCGGAGGCGUAGACGAAAGAAGGAAAAAGGUUUAAUUUCCAACUAAAUUCCGCUAAAAUGUCGAACACUAAAAACACUGAAGACAGCGAGCUGGACCCGCAAAUUCAGAUUGAAUUGGAGAAUCUUAAUAGCGCAACGGAUGAGAUUAAUAAACUGGAAAUUGAAUUGGAGGAGGCAAAUUCCACAUUUCGCAUCUUGUUGAAUGAGUCGACACGUCGCUUGAAACUUUCUUCCAAGAAAUUGGGUAACUGCAUUGAAAAGGCUCGUCCAUAUUACGAGGCAUUGGACAAGGCACGGGAGGCACAAGUUGAAUGCCAGCAGGCAGCAGUUAAAUUUCAACGAGCAAAUGAAAUCCAUGCUGCAGCCAAGGAGACUGUGGCUUUGGCUGAACAACGUUUCAUGUCCAACUCGCAUGAAUGGCAAUUCGAUAAUGCCUGGCAAGAGAUGCUCAAUCAUGCCACACAAAAAGUUAUGGAUGCCGAAACCCAGAAAGCUGAUUGCCAUGCCGAGCAUCAGCGACGCACUCGUCUCUUUCACACCGCUGAACAGAAGCUGCAACAGCUGGAGGAUCGUUUUCGUAGAAGUAUCAACAAGUCGCGUCCCUAUUUCGAGGAGAAGCAAGUGUGUCAGGAUCAAUUGCAGACUCAAAAAAAUCGAAUAGGCGAACUGCAACAGCAAGUGGCUACCGCCAAGAGCACUUACUCACGGGCCCUGCGUAACCUAGAGAGGAUAAGUGAGGAUAUACAUAGGCAACGUGGAGAUUUAAGUGGUUCUCCACCACCACCGCCGGGCAUGAGAGAACCUGGAGUGGGUGCCGAACUUAAUACACCCACAUCUAGUGCUUUGCCAUCUUUGCCAGAUUUUGAAAUGGAAUUGGAGAAGUGUGAUUAUCCUUCCAUAGCAGGCAGCCAAAUGUCAUUGGGCGGAGGAGGGGGAGCUGCUGCUCUACCAGGAGUAGAUGCAAGUAAGCCCAGUCAAGCUAACGAAACAGAAGAUGAGGAUGAAGAUGCUUGCGAUUACGAUGAGACGGGAGCAAGUGAAUUACGUGGCAUUGUCGACGAAUCCGAUUUGGAGGCAUUGCGUCAGAGAGUGAAAAUCUUGGCUGUUCGUCCCAUUGAGGGUGGAGAUGGUCAACAGCAACAGCUAAAUGAUGUAUGGGAGCAUGAAUUAAAGGCCACUGUGGAUAAAUUGGAUCAUCUAAUGAUGCUCAAAGAGGUGGCCAAAAGGCAGCAGCAACGGAAAUCAAAAGCAACAACAGAACAACGUCCCGAUUCCUUAGGAGCUGAGGCGCUACACCGUCACACCGAUGUGGAGCCGGAAGCAGUGGGUGAGCCAAUGGUAAAAAGUUUGCCGCAUACACCACGUCAUCAUUAUCAUCAACAGCAGCAGCAGUUACUUGCCCCCACACCCACUCCCUUAAAGAAAUUACAACAGCAACUGGCUCCCCUUCCCUCAGUAAAUGUUUCCAUGCGUGAGUUGCCUCUACUUGCCAGGCUAUCGAACGAACUACUAGAUCGCAGCAGCGCCGCGUUGGUGGGAGUUCGCAAGCAACUGAGGCGACGUUCUUUAGAAUAAUGUGUCCUCGCGCCCUCCUCGUUCUAGGCAGUUCUCACAAGCCUAUAUCAAAUUUGUUUAUAUUAAAUGAAUAAUAUUAAUAAUACUUAUAAUUAAAAUAUACAUAUAUGCCGCAUUUAAGUACUGUCGCGUAUCAACCAUUUUGUAUCUAUAUAUAUAUGUCUAGAUGGAUAUAUAUAUACUUAGAUUUUACUUCGUAUAAAUGUCGUCUUUGUAUUAUUUUUGUUCCCUCUCACACAAGCCUCCCUCCCCCCACACUCCAAGUUAACUAUGUAAAUGUUCAUGUGAUUUGCCGAAAAAGUAAAAAUGGAAAUAAAUAAAAUAAGCAGCUUUAAGUUUAAUGUCUAAUACAUAAAGAAAACUCACUAAUUUAAAUUGUACACCAAUUUGCACUAAAUCGAUAUUGUAAUUUAGUCUAAAAAUAUAUUUGAAACGUACAACAAAACGAAAUGAGAGAAACGGAAAUUGUAGCGAAUUCAAUUAGAUUGUUAAGCGAAUUAUUCUCAAAAUAAAAAAGUGGAUUAGAACAAGUUAGUUGGAUCGGUUGAAUCUUUAAGCAGGUCUAUAUGUAUAUAAAUAUAGAUAAUGUAAUAAAUUAAAAAUCAACACAAAAAACAAGCAAAUUUCAAAUUUGAAAAUAAAUUACAAAUUUAAAUCAAAAA